Molecule: messenger RNA, 1917 nt
Organism: Acytostelium subglobosum LB1
Lineage: Eukaryota; Evosea; Eumycetozoa; Acytosteliales; Acytosteliaceae
Exons: 2
Coding region: 1-1917 (638 amino acids)
Biological process (GO): signal transduction
Cellular component (GO): cytoplasm
Molecular function (GO): GTPase activator activity
Source: RefSeq, a predicted model, not a curated record
AUGACGACUGCGACGAAUACAAAGCUAAAGUUCUCUGAACAUUUAUGGGAUGGCUACGACUUGCUGUGCAAGCGAACAGAGAAUGAUCUAGCACAGUCAAAGAUUAUAUUGCUCUACUUUAAGAAGAGAGCAGAGGUCGAGGACAAGCUGGCAAAGAAGUUGGACAAGCUCUCAUCAAAGAUGUUCGCCGUUAGUGAUCAGCUGGAGGCAUCGACAGGUAACAACGCCUGGCGCAAGGUCGUCAACUGCAGCCACAACGAGUCGGAGCAUCACGUGGCACUCAGCGCCAGCAUCGUGACCAAGGUGUGCGGCCCAUUCUCGGCCAUGAUCAAGGACAUGGAGGCCAAGCGCAAGAAGAUUGUCAACGAGGGUGCGCGUCUGCGCAACGACCUCAAGGAGAUGUUGGAUGCGCACAGGAAGUCGCAGUCCAAGUACGAGAAGGUGUCAAAGGAGCUCGAGUCCACCAAACUGGAGCUCAAGGAUGCGCGCGAGUCGCCCGACACCUCUGUGGAUUCAAUCACCAAGCUGGAGAAGCGCAAGGAGAGGUUGGAGGGAGAGCAGGCUGCCGCCGACGAGGAGUAUCGCGAGCAGAUCAAGGCUACCAACGAUUUCCAGAACCUCUACAACGUAGAGAUGAUGCCAAAGAUAUUGAAUGACUUUGAGCACUUCAUCAUCACUCAUAUACAUCUUACAAAGACUUACUUGUCCAAUUGGAGCAAGGUGAUCAAUGACCAGCCACCAAUAUACGCCGCAUCAUAUGAUGCUGUGAGGAGGCUGGUCGAACAGGUCGAUAACCAGAGCGACGUGCAGGACUUUAUUAGGAAGAACAAGAUGAACAAGAUAUUGGGCACGCCCUUCCAUUAUGAGCCCUACGUCGAGGGCAGGCUCACAAGAAAGUCGAUGUGGAACGCCAAGAAUCUUACGUCCAGCUUGUUCUCCAAGUCGUCGGCGGGCAAGAAGGAUGAAGGCUCACUCACAACAUCAGGUGGCUCAACCGCCACAAUGGCGCCACUGUCGCCAGGCAAGCCUGUGCCAAGAUCGGCACUGUUGCCAACUGCUUCGUUUGGUGUGCCCAUCGAGGAGCUGAUGGCCAGACAGCGUGACACGCAUCCCACGCUUGAGAUCCCGCAGGUGCUGCAUGUGUUGGCCGUGACCAUCACCAAGCUGAAGGGACAUGUAUACGAGGGCAUCUUCCGUGUGCCGGGCAUCGUCAGCUCGAUCAAGGAGAUCAGGCUCGAGAUGGACAAGGGCAACUUUGACCUGUCGCACAUCGACGACGUCAGGACACCGGCCGCGUUGUUCAAACAAUGGCUGCGCGACACGCCCGAGCCACUGAUUCCUUCGUCACUGUAUCAGAACUGCGUUGACACACCACAAGACGCCGUCAACAUUGUCAAACGCAUUACCAAUCCGCUGCAUCUGCGCGUGCUCACCUAUCUGGUGCACUUUAUCCAACUCUUCUGCAAGCUGGAGUUUGUCGCGCACAGCAAGAUGGGCAGCAGCAACAUGGCCAUGAUCUUUGCUCCGACCAUUCUGCGCUGUCCUUCGAGUGACCCGGCUGUGAUGCUCAACAACGUCAACCUCGAGAAGGCAUUCGUUGAGAACCUCAUCCAGAAGCUGCCUCACGCCGACAAGGAGUUCUUGGACCUGCCCGUCAGCAUGUCCGAUGCCAUCAUGGAGGAGGAUGUCGAGGAGUUAGUGUUGGACGACGAUAUCAACAUCAAGUCUGAUGGGGAGACUGACAGCGAGCCAACUUCGCCCAAGGCCACUGGCACGCCUGUCCCAGUAUUCGCCACUACCACGCCAACUCCAACAUCUACCACGACCACGACAGCAACCACAGGUGUAACACCAUCAUCAAGCAACAGACGAUCAGGAACACAGCUAGGUUGGGUCAGGAUCAAGCCAACCAAUUAA